CAGCAGCAGCAGCAGCACAGCUAGCUCUUCUUCCUCCUGCAGUUGAUGAGAUACCUGCAGGUCCCCCCGCGGUUUCACUUCUCCACCCCGUCCUUUUUCCGGCGCAGAUCCUCGGGGGAGAGCUCAGCAGGCGCAUCGUCGGUUGGCCACCUCCCGCGUUCCAUGCAGCGCCCAGGUCCCCGCACUACCGCGGGGCGAGGCUUUGCCGUGAAGUUUUACGACAUCCUGUCGCAGGAGUCGAGCGACAUCAUCACCUGGACGAAAUCGGGUCAGGCCUUCCAAGUCGUGGACUACACCCGCUUUUCCGAGGAAAUUCUUCUCAAGUACUUCCGCCACAACAAGUUUAGCUCCUUCCGGAGGCAACUGAACCUCUAUGGCUACCGCAAGGUCAUCAAGGGGCCGGACGCGGGCGCGUACAUGCACCCGUUUUUCCAGAGGGGACGCCCCGAACUUCUUGGGGAGGUCAAGAAGGGCAAGGUGCCUCACUACGAAAUGCACGGGGUGAACGAGAUCCACGGGCAGCACUUCCGUCACCAUCCCCCCGGGGUCAAGACUAAAGAGAACGCCGAACAAGCGAAGGUGGUCCCGGCGCACAUGACGUCAAACCCAUGCUCGUCGCCAGUGACCCCGGAACUCCAAGGCGGGGCGGGUUAUCCAUCACCCCAUGGGGGGCCCGGGAUGAUGGGAAACCCUGCCCUCACUGCCUGCGCUCCCGCUACCGGCGGUGGGCACAUGACCCCCGGCACCCAGGCGGCCACAGCGAUGUCGAACAUGUCGCUGAGCCCGACGCCGCAUGCCAGCAACGCGUGGUCACCGCAGCCCGGGCAGGGCGUAGACGCCUUGACGCUCACGCCGGCGUUUGCCGGCCCUGGCGUGGGUGACGGGGGCGACGCAGCAUCAGGACCAGCUGGAGGAGGGUCGGGUGGAAGCUUGAAUGAGAAGCACGUGGGCAUGGGAAAACUAGGCAGCGGGGGCUCCGGCGGGAGCGGGGGGGGGGG
Ectocarpus sp. CCAP 1310/34 is the source of this 998-nucleotide messenger RNA. NCBI's taxonomy places the organism in Eukaryota, Phaeophyceae, Ectocarpales, Ectocarpaceae. The record is from the annotation of a GenBank genome assembly.